This is a messenger RNA of Piliocolobus tephrosceles (Ugandan red Colobus), 589 nucleotides long. Its product is annotated as cancer/testis antigen 47A-like. The transcript has 2 exons. The record is from RefSeq and is a predicted model, not a curated record. Lineage: Eukaryota; Metazoa; Chordata; Mammalia; Primates; Cercopithecidae. Bases 74 to 589 code for a protein of 171 amino acids.
GGCAGGCAACUUUGACUUGGUCGUGGCCACCCAUCGCUACCCCAUAAUAGGCUUUCGCGUGGAGUUUCUGGACAUGGUCCAGUCCCUUCUCCACCGCAUCUAUCAGAACGACCACAUCCUGACCGGGUUGCGUGGCGGCCGCCUGAUGCGGAGGUCCCGCACUCCGGCGCCCGGUGGCUCGAAUGAGUCCCCACUGUUGCUGGUGCGUGAGAGGCUGGGCGUGAGGGCCACGGGCCCUGAGGGCGAGGGCCUGGGCCUGCUCCAGGAGGCCGCGUCGGUCCCAGAGCCUGAGGUGCCAGCAGACUGGGCUGAGAUAAUCAGGGAGCCUGCAGAAGAGCCCGCAGAGGAGGCCUCAGAGGAGGAGCUUUCAGAGGAGGCCACAGAGGAACCGGCCACAGAGGAACCGGCUGCAGAGGAGGAGGCCGCAGAGGAACCGGCCGCAGAGGAGGCUGCUGCCCCCGAGGAAGUCACUAAAUAUCAGCAUGAAAAGUGGGAUGAAAAGGCCCAAGAUGCUGCAGGCGAGGAAGAGAAAGAACAAGAAAAAGAGAAGGAUGCGAAAAACAAGGUGAAGAACUCCAAAGGGACCUAG